UCCAGAAAGUGGCAAAAGCACUAUAUUUAAGCAAAUGAAAAUUCUACAUAUGAACGGCUUUACUGACAUUGAUUUGCUCAAUUAUCGCUAUCUUGUUUAUAGCAAUUUAAUUCAGGGAAUUAACCAAUUAAUUGAAGGAGCCAAAUUAAUGGAGAUUGAGAUUACUAGUGAUGUUGUGGUUGGUUUAUUUGUUUAA
Messenger RNA from Meloidogyne enterolobii, 196 nucleotides. The record is from the annotation of a GenBank genome assembly. NCBI's taxonomy places the organism in Eukaryota, Metazoa, Nematoda, Chromadorea, Rhabditida, Meloidogynidae.